Molecule: messenger RNA, 3735 nt
Organism: Anoplophora glabripennis (Asian longhorned beetle)
Lineage: Eukaryota; Metazoa; Arthropoda; Insecta; Coleoptera; Cerambycidae
Gene: E(Pc)
Product: enhancer of polycomb homolog 1
Exons: 9
Coding region: 212-2767 (851 amino acids)
Biological process (GO): regulation of transcription by RNA polymerase II
Cellular component (GO): piccolo histone acetyltransferase complex
Source: RefSeq, a predicted model, not a curated record
GAUGGCUUUCUGCACAACACGCUCAACAUGGAAAGUUUCAAAGUUGUUUUAUCGUAUUUGUGACUGAGUGCGUGUAAAUAAAAACAAUGGGAACGUACUAAAGAAAACGGAGAAUUGUUUAGUGCCCGUCUCGGACGGUCCGAGUGGCGGCAAGCUCGUUUUUAGGAGAUUUUAUGUUGGCCUUGUCGUGUGUUUUGUGCUGUCAACAAAUAUGUCCAAGCUUUCAUUUAGGGCGAGAGCCCUGGACGCUAGCAAGCCCAUGCCUAUUUACAUGGCUGAGGAACUUCCGGAUCUUCCUGAUUAUUCGGCGAUUAACCGGGCAGUUCCUCAAAUGCCAUCGGGAAUGCAAAAAGAGGAAGAAUGUGAGCAUCACCUGCAAAGAGCAAUAUGUGCCGGGCUCAUCAUUCCAACCCCAGAAGUAUCGGACAUGCCAAGUAGAGAAUUCUACGACAAGGUUUACCCUGCAAAUUACAAGCAACCGCGUCAACUUAUUCACAUGCAACCAUUUACGAUGGAGCAGGACAUUCCGGACUACGAUAUGGACUCUGAGGAUGAACGAUGGUUACAGUCACAAACACAAAAAUUGGACCUGAGUCCGCUCAAAUUUGAGGAGAUGAUGGAUCGUUUGGAAAAAAGUAGUGGACAGACCGUCGUAACUCUAAACGAAGCCAAAGCGUUGCUUAAAGAGGACGAUGAUCUCAUUAUAGCAGUAUUCGAUUAUUGGUUGAAUAAACGGUUAAAAACUCAACAUCCAUUGAUUCUGACGGUGAAAACAGAACACCGAGCUGGUACCGCAGCCAAUAACCCGUAUUUGGCAUUCCGACGACGAACAGAAAAGAUGCAGACUAGGAAACAUAGGAAAAACGAUGAAGCUUCUUACGAGAAAAUGUUGAAACUUAGGCGGGAUCUGUACAGGGCUGUAACACUGCUGGAGUUGGUGAAGAGGCGUGAGAAAAUCAAAAGGGAAUACGUUCACCUUACCGUCGAAGUGUUUGAGAAGCGAUAUCAGGCGAAGGACUUUUCGGGAGCUAUUAUGGCUGAGGUCUCUGCCGUUAAGUCAUCUCGGCCCGCUUUUACUCCUCUCUUUCACAACCAUUAUCCAAAUCAGAGUUGGUCUAAUAAAGCCAUUCUUAAAGACGAGGUUAUCCCGCGAAGAGAAAAACGACAGUACAAGAAACGCAAACACAAGUCGUUAUCUCAGGGCCGGUCUGGCGGCAUGGGUACCGGCGGUCUCGAAUCGCUGGGAAAUAUGUCAUCGGACGAGGAUACUGCUAUGCCACAUCUUUCACCAGAACCCGAGGAGGCAGACGACGAAGGCCAGUUUGCAUUCAGGAGGAACAAAUUGUGCUCAUACCACAUGCCUCUACCCCAUGAAGGAAACUGGCCGUGGUGUUCGAAGGAAGAGAACGGCAUGGCAGACAAACGAUUCCGUUUCACCCUGACCUCCCUCUCCAACCCCCGCCGAUGUAUAGGCUUCGCCAGGCGUCGGGUGGGCAGGGGAGGUAGGAUAAUGUUCGACCGUGCGUCUACGGAUUACGACGACUUGUGGAGGACACUGGACUUUUCCAUUAUAGAAUCCAGCGAUCUCCAGGAGAAGAAGGACGUUUUGGAGUCUGUUUCGGUGGAACUGAACAGCUCGAACGGUAUCCAAACUGAUAUUAAAAGUGAGUUUAGUGUUAUUAACGUGAAUAGAGGUAAUGUGCGGACAAGUGAGAGUGCCGGUAGCGGAAGUGGGGGCGACGUCAAAGUCGAGAUUAAAACGGAGCCCUUAGAUAUUCAGGAGGAGGGGGUAGCGCUUCUGGAGCCGGUGUACUCGAUAGAGGAGAAAGACGAGAUGGUCGAUUUUCUCAGGUCGCUCAGGAGGGAUUGGUUACAUUUUCGACCGAAAACGCCACCACCCGAAUACGAGCCGCCUUGCGAUAUGCUCUUGUCGCAGGAUACCUUCUUCAACCCCAGUGCCAACAUGCCAUUCUCUAUGGAGAUUCAGACGUUGGAAGCACCCAGCAGCACGCUGUUGGACACCUCCACAUUUAUCACCGAUCCAUUUAUGUUUGACAAUUUGGAUUUAGAUACCCCUGUAACAGACACGCGGCAAUCCAGUGACAGACACAUUCAGACGGGAUCCGCGCUUAAUACGCUUAUACCUAGUGUUAAUAGUAACGGUAAUGUUGUCCACAGUGAUAACGUUAUCCUCAACGAUAGUUUUAAUUUAAGUGACACAAACUGUGACGUGAGCUGUGACAGUGACUACAGGACUAUCGGAUGUUCUAGGUUUACUAUCACAGAUUUGGGCAGCUUCGGCGGCGGUCCAAGUCAGAUGGAGACCGUGGAUAUGUCUAAACAGAAAAAAGUUUUUUCUUCGAGUACCUUGACUAGUCCUAAGUUUAAUAGUGUAAGUACAGUGACGACAGGGGAAGGGCGCAGACCCAGGAACAACACCGAUCAAAAUUCGCUUGGCAACACUAACGGCUUACUGACUCAAUUUGGAUUUGAGGUACCUCCCAACAGAAAGAGAAAUAAUAAGUUAUCAUACGCUUAUUCUAGCGGGGUGGGAUACCCAAAUGCUUCUUCUGGCACAUUGAGUCUUCACACCUCUGCCCAUACUCUUACGCUUAAUAGUCAUAGUGCCAAUAUAUUGGAUAUUCCAAUAACCAGUGAGCCGGACACGAAUAAACUGGGCACUGACGCUACAGGUGGGCCUGUGUCCAGUAAUAACAAAACAAAAACCAUAGUCCGCAAGAAUAAUCUAAUAAUGGAGGUAACGUGAUGAUCAAUGUUCGACCUGUGGCCCCAAUACGGCUGCAGGGUGUGGCUACUGACUACUAUCAGGGUGUUAUGUUGCUGAUUCUGUUAAAAAAAAGGUUGAGAAUAUGCCUGCAAGAUUUUACAUUAAUUUACCAUUUAUAACAUAUAGUAACUCGUGUAUCACAAUGCUAAAAAAAAGUUGUAAUUAAGAUACAAAAAAAAAGAAAAGAGUUUUCAUAUUUUUCUCUGCUUAGAAGUUUAUAUUCUUGCAUUAUAACUAAUUAUAUUCGUUCCUAAGUCUUAUGUCAUAUAUGUGGUGGGCUAACAAUGUUUUGUGAUAUUAUUUUUUAUAGAAAUGAAGAUGGAUAUUUUUAUUUUUAAAUUUUUCGUACUGAUUUUAAUGUAAUAAAUGGCACGGAAAAUCAUGUUAUACCGAUUAUAAAAAUAUAUUCAUAGGUACUUUUUAUGUAAUCUGCGAAGUGCCGCAAUAUACAGAAUAUAACGACAAUUUAAAUUAUUGCUAUUUAUUUGAAAUCAAUCCUAUUUUACAGUUUUUUUUUAAUGUUAAAUUGCAUUUUGAAGUUUAUUGGAGUAAUAAAUCACAUUUUAAAUUUAUUCAGUUUUACUCUAUGGUAAAGAUGUCAAGUAUUACAUGUUUAUAGUGAAAAUCAUAAAAUAUAUAAAUUUUAUAAUAUUUAAAUGUAAAAGUGAAGUUUGUUGCCAACAUUUUUGUUGAAUGUUAAUUUCUCUUGGUAUUCUAAAUAUUGCAUGUCAAAAAUAUAUUAUUUUGCAAAUAACGUUUUGGUAUACAAAAAUGAAAUAUUUUCCGAUUUUUACAUAAGAAAGUGAAAUGUUGCACAAUCUUCUCUGAUACCGUACCUUAUAUACAAAUGUGUCUGAAAUUGGAAAAAGAUGUAGAAUAUAUUAUGUGAUAAUUAAAGCUUUCAGGCUUUUGAAGGAAGUAAGAAAAAAAUAAACAAUUGUUACUUA